Branchiostoma floridae (Florida lancelet) is the source of this 1277-nucleotide messenger RNA. RefSeq names its product probable tubulin polyglutamylase ttll-15. Gene Ontology annotation, biological process: protein modification process. The record is from RefSeq and is a predicted model, not a curated record. Bases 36 to 1157 code for a protein of 373 amino acids. The transcript is spliced from 13 exons. NCBI's taxonomy places the organism in Eukaryota, Metazoa, Chordata, Leptocardii, Amphioxiformes, Branchiostomatidae.
ACCAUUGGCCCGGUGGCGGUUAUGUUACCAACAAGAUGAGCCUUGCAACGUCAGAAAUCCACUUUGUUCCUCAAGCCUUCCGUCUACCACAAGAAAGAGAAGACCUCCUGCGCCAUGCUAAAUCAAAUCCCAAGAAGAUGUGGGUACAAAAGAACAACAACCACCGAGGCAUCAAGAUUAGGCCUCUAAAUCAACUGACCCUGACAGGAGAAAGUUUUGUACAGGAGUAUGUGGAGAACCCAUUCCUUAUUGAUGGCAGAAAGUUUGACAUUGGCAUCUAUACAGUGGUGACCUCUAUCAACCCAUUGAGGAUGUACAUGUAUGAAGAGGAGGCUCUCUUCAGGUAUUGUUCAAAGGAAUACCAUCCUUUCGACCCAUAUGAUGUUGACAAGUACGUCGUCGAUGAAGACUACACUCCAACUUGGGAGAUGCCGUCUCUGAUGGAUACCUACAACAGACUACAGUACAGUCACAAGGACACGUGGAACCACUAUGUCAGGUCUAUAGGUAAAGACCCGUCAGGUGUGUGGAGAGACAUUAAGACGUCCCUGAGGGAGGUGUACCUGUCGAAGGAACACCUCUUCAUAGAGCAACUGCGGAAUUACAAUUUUAAGUCUUCCAGAAACUUUUUUGAGAUGGUUCGUUUCGACUUUGUUGUGGAUGAGGACCUGAACAUUUUCCUCAUGGAGGUGAACAUGUCCCCAAACAUGGCGUCCGGUCACACCCCACCUAAUAAGUUCAUGUACGAGCAGGUAUUGUUCAAUCUGCUCAACUUGGUCGGUGUAGCCAGAUCAAUUCCAACAACCUUGGAGGGAAGCCCUGACGACCAGAACAAGAUGGUGGUGAGUGACCGUGACAUUCAGGUGUACCCUGACCUCUGCACCUCCGAUACAUGCAGGGCCACGACAAGCUGUGUCAACAUGUAUUGCAAGCUGUGUGAACACUGCCUGACACCUGAAUGGAGAGAUCACCUGAAGGCUGCAUUUAUGGAGCAUGUCGGUAGGAGGAACUUCAGGAGAGUCUGUCCUGUACCAAUGACUCAGGGAGAGGCAAACAACUUAAAACCUCCCAGUGAAUCAAGUCUGAGUGAGGCCAACUGGUUGAUGGACCUCUGGUUUCGGGGCAAGUGCCACAGGGACCCCGCGUGGUGUACAUAAACUUUUCAACUGCUUGAAGCCGGAAAACUCAUAUCUUAAACACAUCAAAACAUAUUCCAUUUUCAAUCUUUGCUAAUAACAAACAGCAGCUUGAAUUUCCAAGAUUUUACUCAAACAUGU